AUGCUCAAUAUUGUCGGGGUUCCACAUAACUGGAGGCUCCAGUUAUCCACACGUAGACAUCAGCAGAAGCACAACACGAGAGGCACGGGCAUACCAGAGAGCUGUAGCCGUUUCGGAGCCGUGCUGCAAGUGGACGUCGUGUUUCAAAAUGUUGCAAAGGGGGAGUUGGCUCGAAAGGCGGAAUUGCAGCGGUACUUCGGGACCGAUGAUCAGAAGACCUGCAUUUUGAGGAUCCUCGAGAAAGGGGAUUUGCAAGUGUCGGAGUUGGAGCGUCGGCAGCAGUUACAGCAGAUGUUUAACGAUGUUGUCUCGUGUGUUGUCGACCUGACAUAUUCUGCUGUAACGGGUUUGCCAUUGUCUCGUUCAGCUGUAUCUUCGGCGCUAAAAGAACUGGGGUUUGCUGUGAGGCUGAAGCAGCCAGCAAAGGCUCAGGCACUGCAUGCAGCGCUGCUAUUGCAGCAGCACAACCCCCAGCAGAUCCGGCGUCGCCUAAUGAAGCUCACCAUGCUGCUGCCGCUUCCUCCUGCCACUGCUGCUGCUCCUGCGGCUCCAGCUGCUGCUGCAGCUUCCAUGCUUCACUUUAUUCUUCGCGACUGUGCUGGCUUCAUUGAGUCGCAGGAUCCCACUGUGGAUCUGCUGCUUCAGCAGAAGCAGCAUCAGGGAGGUGAGGCGGACGCAGCAGCAGCAUCAACCCCAAUCCAGUGGCGCGUUGCGUUCUUGGCCUCACCUGGAGUGUAUAGGGAGCUUGAGGAGAAGGUGCUUGACGCGGGAGGGUCUCUGGCUGUGGCGACUUGGAAUUGUUUGUACGACCCGCAGCAAGACCAGCACCUACUGCAGCAGCAGAGGCGGCAGCAACAGGAGCAGCAGAAGAUGCUGGAGCAGCUUCAACAACAGGAGGAAGCCGCCAAGGAGGAACGAGAGAGACAGGGAAAGGAACAGCAACGCCGGGCGGAGAAGGCGCAGCACAGAAAGCUGAUGCGGCGUCUGCGGCAGCAGCAGCAGGACGAGGAGCAGCAGCGGCUAGAAGAACAACGCGUCAGCGAAGCCAUGAAGCAGGAGCAAGCGCGGCUGCAUGGUCGUCUGCUGCAGCGGCAGAUCUUAGAAGAAGAAUACCUAGAAGGGGAGAUGGUGCAGCUGCAGCUGCAGCGGCUCCGCCGGCGCGAAGAAGAAGAAGAGAGGAGAUACCAGCUACGGAGGCAGCAGCAGUGUGAACGCCAGCUAGAACUCAUUGAGCAGCACAACAUGCAGCAGGAAGAUCCGAGCUUCAACAUGGAGGAGAUGCAGCAGCAGCUGCAGCAGGUGCAGCAGCAGCAGCAGCAGGUGGACACAACAAAAAGCAUCAUAGACGAGUUCGGCUUCGGGCCAUUGACCGUCUACCCUGAUCCUGAGGAAGCAUGCGAGAGCUGCUCCAGGAGCUGCUGCUGCAGUAGGAGCAGGAGCCAAAGCAACAGUAGGAGCAGCAGCGCGAGCAGCGAAAAUGGGAAGGAGCCGUUAUGCUGCUGCUGCUGCGCCGAGUUUGGCGAUGAUGCCUGGGAAGACACGCAGACCCGAGCCCAGCGAAAGGGGCGGGGCGGGAGGAAGCAGCGGCAGCAGCAGCAGCAACAGAGGCGGGGGAUACUGCUUUAUGCUGGGCUGCGCAGCAGCAGUUUAGGAAGCCCUUGUCCCCUGCACGCUGCUGCAUGCACUCAUCAGAGAGACAAGAAUCAGGUGCCGUCUCUCGAGGGCUUAUGCAGGCCGAAGCAACACUCAAGGAGGAGACAGCUGCAGCAGCAACAAAAGAAACAGGAGAGGGCUGCCCAACAGCAGCAGCAACAGCAGCAACAACCGCAGCAACAACCGCAGCAACAGCAACAGCGCCGGCUUCAGAAACAACAGCAAAGACAGCUGAGGAAACAGCAACAUCAGCGGCAGCGGGAGCAGCAGCAACAGCAGCGGCAGCAACAGCGGCAACAGCCUCCUGAAUUCGAAGAUAGCCUAACACGAGAUGCAUUCAAUUUGCUGUGCCAGGAUACGCAGCCGCGGCAGCAGGGACAGGAGUCUGUGGCUGGUUCUUCGCAGAGCCUGCAACAGGAGGGGCUGCCGCAGCCCGAGGAGCAGCGGGUCUUCCGGUGUCGCUGUUGUAACGAGGCCAUGAAAGAUGCAGCUGAGCUGCGUGAGCACUGCAAGAGCAGCAGACAUGCAGUGAAUCUUCGCAGACAGCUGCAGUCGCUGCCCCCCCUCACCGGCACCGAAUGGACCGAAGCAAAAUUCGACCAAGAGCUCAUGGCAGGAAGCUACUCAGAAGUGAGGGGAUUUUAA
Molecule: messenger RNA, 2298 nt
Organism: Eimeria maxima
Lineage: Eukaryota; Apicomplexa; Conoidasida; Eucoccidiorida; Eimeriidae
Product: zinc finger (C2H2 type) domain-containing protein, putative
Exons: 3
Coding region: 1-2298 (765 amino acids)
Biological process (GO): ribosome biogenesis
Source: RefSeq, a predicted model, not a curated record